AAAAUUACUUCCAUUAUGGGUGUUCGGGAUACUACAAAAACGGGUGAAUCCAACGGAAUAGCAUCAGUCGAUCGAUCCGAUCCAAAGUCCAACGACAAUAUGAGAGGAGUAUUCAAAGUAGUGUGCGUGUUCGGUCUGUGCGCCUACGCAUUGGCGUCGGAAAAUACUACAGGUAAAUCGAUAGAUAAAGCAGACAAAACCACAGCAACCGCCGACGAUAGCAAGAACCAAGGCAAGAGGGGCAUUUUCGACACCGGCUAUGGAUACGGAUCCGGCGGUUUCGGUCAUCAGCUUACCGGUCACGACUACCACCACGAACCACAAGUGCUGUCCAAGACUAUCAUCAAGGAAGUCGCCCAACCGUACCCAGUCGAAGUCGAGAAACACGUACCGUACCCGGUAAAGGUAGAAGUACCCGUCGACCGCCCAUAUCCCGUGCAUGUACCCAAACCGUAUCCAGUGCACGUCGACAAGCCCGUCCCGUACGAGGUCAAAGUCAAUGUUCCACAACCGUACACCGUCUACAAACACGUCCCUUAUGAAGUCAAGGUACCCGUCGACAAACCAUACACCGUCCACGUGCCCAAGCCAUACACCGUUUACGUCGAGAAGCGCGUCCCUUAUGAAGUCACCAAGCACGUACCUUACACAGUCAAAGUUCCCGUCGACAAGCCGUACACCGUGCACGUGCCCGUCGAGAAGCACGUUCCUUACACCGUCGAAAAGCCAGUACCCUACCCGGUCAAAGUUCCGGUCGAUCGCCCGUACCCAGUGACCGUCGAGAAGCACGUGCCUUAUCCCGUCGACAAACCGGUGCCGUACACGGUCGAGAAACCAGUGCCGUACCACGUCAAAGUUCCUGUCAAAGUCGAAGUCCCUGUACCAUACGAAGUGCCACAUCAAUAUCACCAACACGAAGAACACUCAUAUGGUGAAACAUCGUACGGCGAACACGGAAGCCACAGUUAUGAUUUAAUAUUUAUUGAUAUUUAUAGCGUGUUCGCUAUCACGAUGAGAGGUAUCCUGUACACGGCGUGCGUAUUCGGGCUUUGCGCCUACGCUCUGGCUAAGGACGAUGAAGUGAAGAACGCUCCAGUUGAAGACGACAAGAAGUCGUCCGCGGACAAGACCCAGGACAAGAGGAGCCUGUUCGACACCGGUUACGGAUACGGUUCGAGUUAUGGAUACGACGCCCAUGUCGGUGGCGACGAUUACCACGGUCACGGACACGUGCUGUCCAAGACCAUCAUCAAGGAGGUGGCGCACCCUUACCCAGUACCAGUCGAAAAGCACGUGCCAUACCCCGUGAAGGUGGCCGUGCCCGUCGACCGCCCAUACCCCGUCCACGUGCCAAAACCUUACCCAGUGCACGUUGAGAAACCAGUGCCGUACCCCGUCAAGGUAGCCGUGCCGCAGCCAUACCCAGUUGUCAAGGAGAUCCCGGUACCGGUUAAGGUUCCAGUCGAUCGCCCGUACCCUGUGCACGUUCCCAAGCCAUACCCAGUGUACGUCGAGAAGCACGUCCCAUACCCAGUGGAAAAACACAUCCCAUACCCCGUCAAGGUGCCAGUCGACCGUCCAUACCCGGUUCACGUACCCGUCGAGAAGCACGUCCCAUACCCCGUCGAGAAGCCAGUGCCCUACCCCGUCAAGGUGCCCGUCGACCGCCCGUACCCGGUAACAGUCGAGAAACACAUACCGUAUCCAGUCGAGAAGCCCAUCCCGUACCCAGUCGUCAAGCACAUCCCGUACCCGGUCAAAGUUCCUGUCAAAGUCGAAGUCCCAGUACCGUACCCGGUCAAGAGCCACGAACACCACUACGAACAUCACGACGACCACCACAGCAGCUAUUAACCGAACGGCCCCACAGCAUUGAUACGCAUUUAUCGCAUCUAAACGGUUUUAUGAAACCGAAAAAUGGUUACCACUAAUUUGUUAAGUACUUUUUUAAUUUUAAUUUUUUUUUUUACUUUGUAAAUAUAAUUUUUAUACUAUAAAUAUACUUCCUAUGUCAUUAUCUUUAAACGAAAUUAAUUUUAAUUAUAUAACGGAAUUAAAAACAUUUUCUCUCAACUUUGACUGUUACCGACUAAGAUCUUUUUUUUUUACGACCUUAAAUUAACCUUUAUUUUUGUAUAUAUUAAACUUUUACCCCCGACCCCCUGUCAACCUAUACCAUAAUCAGCUAUAUUCUCCUUUUUAUAGCGACGGAAAAAAAAAGCUCUACAAAGGAAACUGUCGAGGGACGACAAUAUUAUAUGAAAUGAUGUAUAAUGCAGUAUGAAUAAAGUUUAUUUUCUUUGA
This is a messenger RNA of Rhopalosiphum padi (bird cherry-oat aphid), 2304 nucleotides long. Its product is annotated as titin-like. The record is from RefSeq and is a predicted model, not a curated record. The coding region runs from base 16 to 1854 and encodes 612 amino acids. The transcript has 2 exons. NCBI's taxonomy places the organism in Eukaryota, Metazoa, Arthropoda, Insecta, Hemiptera, Aphididae.